GUCCAAUGUCCUCUUUUCCUUUUUCAACAUGUCAGAUAACGAGGACGUGGUCAUCUACCGGUGUUAUUGCCCUCCUGGGGUGAAAAGAGUUAUUGCUUCAGGAAACAGUGCGUUUAUUGGAGAAGUUGACGACUCCACUGUGUUGAAAUAUCCACUGUCGCCAAAUGAUGAUAUGAGUCGACUCAAGGCGGAGAAGAAACUCUUCGAAGCAGUCGGAGAACACGAGCGCAUCAUCAAGCUCAAGGGCUCCUCAGCCAUGGGUCUCUAUUUAGAGCGUGCUGUGAAGGGUGACUUAUACUUUCAAGGAAUGCUACUAGCGCACGACGGGACGGUAUUAGUUGACGGUUGUAGUCGUGAGACUACUCGAUAUUACCGCCCUCGGUACGACCCUGAGGAUGCAGACACCAAAACAGAUAUCUUCGCACUUGGGUGCACGAUUUACUUCAUUAUCAUGGGCCAUAACGUAUUCCCCGACAUUCAAGAUGGAGAAGAAGGAUGGCGUGAGAAAGUUGAAGCCCGAUUUACAACGCAUCAAUUUCCCGACAACAUGCAUGUAUGCGCAGAGAUUGCCUGGAAAUGCUGGCUGGGCAAGUACGAGUCGGCGGCGGACCUUUUGUCGGACAUCAAAUCAGUUGAAGCUGCUCAUGCUGAGGUACACUGAGUUCUUAUAGCCCUCAUACCCUUCAAAUGC
This is a messenger RNA of Pseudomassariella vexata, 691 nucleotides long. RefSeq lists its product as uncharacterized. The record is from RefSeq and is a predicted model, not a curated record. Lineage: Eukaryota; Fungi; Ascomycota; Sordariomycetes; Amphisphaeriales; Pseudomassariaceae. Bases 29 to 661 code for a protein of 210 amino acids. The transcript has a single exon.